AUGUGUCAUUUCUGCCGAAAGACCUCCUGGGUCACGCCGCCGGCUCAUCGUGAUCGCGAUCGUCACCAGCCGGCCGGCUACGAUCACGGGGCAGAUCCUCCCCUCCACUGGGAUCAAGUGAUGGGCGUGCCCUCUGUUCAGCGGCCGGUGCCCAAAGCGCCCCCGGCCCGAGCUCAUCGAAACAGAGGCAUGGAUCAGCCGGUCUACUACGUGGAUCCCAAGGCUGGUCUGCCGCGCCAAGGCCGAGCGGCUCCGAAAGGGCGUUCUCCUUUGUUCGCCGAGCCUGCUCAGUACAUAGUUCCAGGGCAGCCCCCCAGAUCGCUCGACACAGUGCCCGAUGAUGUCCGCAUCAGCGGACCGGCUCACUAUGUCAUUCCGGGGCAGCCCCCGCGGCGGCUAGAUCAGCUCCCGCCCGGUACGCAGCUCCCUCCCGGCACCGAGAUCAUGGUGUCUACGAGGAGCUCGAGUCCGCCGACCAAGGCGCCCCCGACUCCCGCCCAGAUCGCGGCGUACCAGGCUUCUCGCGCUACUCCCGCUCGGACGAGAGCCAAAGCUGCUCCUGACGCAGCUUUUCGUGCCGCCGAGCGGCAGUUGAUUGACUUGCUCGGCGCGGGUGUGAUGCCAAACAUCGCUACGCUGAGCACAUUGACAGCAUGUUACGCUGCAGCGCCUCUCGCCGAUGUCCUGGCUGUCGGAGCGAAGGUGCAGGCCUUAGGCCUGAAAGCAGAUUCUGCCUUUGCAGAGGCAUAUACAUGUGCCAUUCUGGGGCUGCCUCGGAAUAAGCGCAUGUACGGCCGGACUUUGACGACUUUCGCCAAGACCCUGGAGAGUCUCAGCAGCGCGCGCAAGGCUGCUGCCCGACGGGCGAUCUCUGAGCUACGGGCCGAUGGGGUCAAGCUACCACGCUUCUGUCAAAUCGUGGCUGCUAAGCUUUUCUUCCCUGGUGCGAUGAUCAAGGUUGCCACCAAGACUUGGCCCAAAGCCGGAGGUUAA
Messenger RNA from Symbiodinium sp. CCMP2592, 993 nucleotides. The record is from the annotation of a GenBank genome assembly. NCBI's taxonomy places the organism in Eukaryota, Dinophyceae, Suessiales, Symbiodiniaceae.